AUGGCUUCUGCUUUGGCGCCUAACCUUGCAAGCCACCUCGUUUUUCGAUUCUUGGCUGGCUUUUUCGGCUCUACUCCUCUGAUUUGCUGUGGUGGCACUAUAGCUGAUCUAUGGGAUCCCUUGCACAAGGUCUACGCAUUCUUGAUAUAUGCGAUUCCAGGCUUCGGUGGACCUGUGAUUGGGCAGCUGAUUGGGAGUUUCAUCCCGCCCGCCUUGGGGUGGCGAUGGCUUGAGUGGAUCAUGCUCAUCAUGGGGGGCACGAUACUCGUUUUAGUUUUGCUUCUCUUGCCUGAGACGUACGGAAACCUUUUACUGUAUUGGAAGGCUUCUGUUUUGCGCAAGAAGACCGGCGACAAUCGGUAUAGGGCUCCAAUGGAGAUGAGGACCUCUUCCCUUCGCCAUCGUCUCCUCAUUGCGCUAUCUCGGCCUUUUCUUUGGAGUUAUACGGAGCUUAUUGUCAUGCUCUUUUCCCUAUACCUGACAAUUGUUUACAUUAUUCUCUUCACUUUUCUUGAAGGCUACCACUACAUUUUUGGAGAGAUUUACGGACUUUCUCCAGGUCUGGUUGGAAUUUCUUGGGCUGCAAUGUUGGUUGGCAUGCUAUUCAUCUGGAUCAUUGCCACCGUGGUGUAUUCUUGGACGGCCAAAGAGCUGAAGCUCACCUCUCGUAUCCGGCCUGAGACUCGACUCUGGUAUGCAAUGCUCGGCGGCGCCCCUGCGCUACCGAUUGGUCUGUUUUGGAUGGGAUGGACAGCACGGGUAUGUGUUCCCUACAGGUUACGCUCGAACUCAUUCUGA
This is a messenger RNA of Clonostachys byssicola, 798 nucleotides long. Lineage: Eukaryota; Fungi; Ascomycota; Sordariomycetes; Hypocreales; Bionectriaceae. The record is from the annotation of a GenBank genome assembly.